Messenger RNA from Thlaspi arvense, 2679 nucleotides. The record is from the annotation of a GenBank genome assembly. NCBI's taxonomy places the organism in Eukaryota, Viridiplantae, Streptophyta, Magnoliopsida, Brassicales, Brassicaceae.
CGCAUAAGAACCACACAAUAGCGACAGUUACAAAUUAACAUCACCUAAUUUUUAAUUUUUAUUUUUUUCCUUACCUAUAUAGAGUCACAUUUUCCUCAGCUCACACAGCUCACAGUAUUCACACGUCACACAUAUCUUUAUGUGUUAUAUACACAUAGAGACGCGUCGUAAGAAUCAUAGAUACAUCAACUUCUUUAAUGCUCUCAUUUCCUUUUAACGACAACCAUCCCAUGAUGUUCGUCAGGUCAUUAAUCUUCCUCUCCUUCUUUUUCCUCUUCUUCACGUCAGAUGCUUCGUCCCUCAAACAAACCUACGUGAUCCACACUGUCAAAAGCGAUACAAAACACAUCGUAACUUCGCUUUUGAAUUCACUCCAAACAGAGAACCUUGAUGACGAUGACUUUUCGCUCCCCGAGAUUCACUAUAUAUACGAAAAUGCCAUGUCCGGUUUCUCCGCGACUCUCACCGACGACCAGCUCGAAACAGUGAAGAACACAGAAGGGUUUAUCUCGGCGUAUCCAGACGAGCUCUUAUCCCUACACACAACACAUUCUCACGAGUUUCUUGGUCUCGGGUUUGGGAUCGGACUUUGGAACGAGACGAGUCUAGCGUCGGACGUUAUCAUCGGCCUUGUGGACACAGGGAUCUCGCCAGAGCACGUGAGCUUCCGAGACACGCACAUGCCCCCGGUCCCGUCUAGAUGGAGAGGUUCCUGCGAUGAAGGCACAAACUUCUCUUCUUCGACAUGUAACAAGAAGAUCAUUGGAGCUGCCGCGUAUUACAAAGGCUACGAAUCCAUCGUUGGUAAAAUCAAUGAAACCACUGAUUUCAGGUCGGCACGAGACGCACAAGGACACGGGACGCAUACGGCCUCAACUGCAGCUGGAGACAUAGUCCCGAAAGCAAGUUAUUUCGGGCAAGCGAAAGGCGAUUUCGCUUCAGGGAUGAGGUUUAGUUCAAGGAUCGCUGCUUACAAAGCCUGUUGGGCCUUAGGUUGUGCCAACACCGACGUAUUAGCAGCCAUUGACCGAGCCAUUUCAGACGGUGUCGAUGUGAUCUCUCUCUCGCUGGGUGGUUCUUCACGCCCUUUUUACGUGGACCCGGUCGCCAUCGCUGGGUUUGGAGCGAUGCAGAAGAACAUUUUCGUUUCUUGCUCUGCGGGUAACUCUGGCCCAGCCAAAUCCACUGUGAGUAACGGGGCUCCGUGGUUGAUGACCGUUGCUGCUAGUUAUACGGACAGGACGUUUCCGGCGAUUGUCCGGAUCGGCACCGGUAAGAAGUUAGUCGGAUCGUCCUUGUACAAAGGGAAAAGCUUUAAGAACCUGCCACUAGCGUUUAACAGAACGGCCGGCGGAGGAAGGGGGGCCGAGUUCUGUGUUGGGAACUCGCUCAAGAGAGAACUCGUCGAGGGUAAAAUCGUCAUUUGCUUAAGAGGAGCCAGCGGCAGAACGGCCAAGGGGGAAGAGGUCAAGCGGAACGGCGGAGUUGCGAUGCUUCUCGUGAGCAGAGAGACGGAAGGAGAGGAGCUCCUAGCUGAUCCUCACGUUUUACCGGCGGUUUCAAUCGGAUUUUCCGACGGCAAAAUCUUGCUGAAGUAUCUUGCCGCCGGCGGUGCGGCAAACUCCACUGUCGCAACUAUUCGAUUCAGAGGAACCGCGUACGGGGCAACCGCUCCGAUCGUCGCCGCGUUCUCAUCCAGGGGACCCAGUGUCGCCGGGCCGGAAAUUGUGAAACCGGACAUUUCGGCUCCCGGCUUGAACAUCCUCGCCGGAUGGUCGCCGUUCUCGAGCCCCAGCCUCCUCAGAUCCGAUCCGAGGCGCGUCCAAUUCAACAUCAUCUCCGGAACGUCCAUGGCUUGUCCCCACGUCAGCGGAAUCGCGGCACUAAUAAAAUCCGUUCACGGCGAUUGGUCACCGGCGAUGAUCAAAUCGGCGCUACUGACGACGGCGAGGACCACCGACAACAGGAACCAACCAAUCGGAGAUAUGGGGGCGGGAGCCAAUGCGGCGGCCACAGCGUUCGAUUUUGGCUCGGGACACGUGGACCCUGCGCGAGCGGUAGAUCCUGGACUGGUAUACGAUCUCUCAACCGUCGACUAUCUAAACUACCUGUGCAGCUUAAAUUACACGAGCGAGAGGAUACUAUUGUUCUCCGGCACCAAGUACACGUGUCCAGCUAGUCCCGGUGAGUUGAACUAUCCGUCGUUCGCGGUGAACUUGGUGAAUGGCGCGGGGUCGAAAACGGUGAGAUAUUAUAAGAGGACAGUGACGAACGUUGGGUCACCGGCGUGUGAGUAUAUGGCUCACGUUGAGGAACCCAAAGGUGUGAAGGUGAGGGUGGAGCCCAAGGUUCUAAAGUUCCAAAAGGUUCGAGAGAGGUUGAGUUAUACGGUGUCGUUCGUUGUGGAAGCUUCCAGAAAUUCAUCUUCUUCCUUUGGCUCUUUGGUUUGGAUGUGUGACCAGUAUAAGGUCAGAAGCCCCAUCGCGGUAACGUGGGAGUAAACUAUGGUUUUUAUAUAGUACAAAAUAUAUAUAUAAAUCAAGGAACUCAAUUCUCUGAUUUUUAAAAUGUUGAUGAACAAAAGCUUACCGUAACUUGUAAGAUUUUGAAUAACACAUAUGGCAUAACAAAAUAUAUAUAUAUAUAUAUAUUGAUUCGUCUUUUAAACAUGGUUUGUUG